This is a messenger RNA of Klebsormidium nitens, 1653 nucleotides long. The record is from the annotation of a GenBank genome assembly. Lineage: Eukaryota; Viridiplantae; Streptophyta; Klebsormidiophyceae; Klebsormidiales; Klebsormidiaceae.
GUUCGGUCAGAGUCAGAAGGUUGAAAAGUAGGGCGCUCAGAAAACAGAACUUUCAGACGCUGGAAUGCAAUAUGUGCAUUGCCCAGCUGAGCAAAGGCGACCUUCUUCGCUAGCUCGUUCAGCAGCCACCACAGACGCCGAGGAACGAUUGAGGGGGGAACAUCUUUGAUCACGUAGAAUUGGGUGGAAGUACAGGUCUUUGGCACUCCCCUAGGCUUCAGCACAUCCUCUUCGUGGCUGGAUAAGAGCAGCAUUUCUAUCCAGAAACAUAUUCCUGCAAGCUUCAAAGUCCAGCAUUAGGGUUUGGAGCUCAUCAGCGUGGUCAAAUCACAGCGCAUGGCCCGACCUAGAGAGAAGACAAGCAGGGUUGUGAAGCUCAAGCUGCCUGUGGUCCUGGCCUUGUGCUGCAGCAGCCUCCUGUGCGGCCUUCUGAUCGGGCAGCGUCAGGUGGCGUCACCUGCCGUGGGACAACCUCAUGAGUACUCUGGUCGGCGGAAGCUCGAAGCUGUGUCUGAGGAGCAACUAGCCAGUCUGCAGGCGGAGGAAACAAAGCCAGAGAUCUUGCCAGUCACCGACACAGGGCGUACGUACCUGAGCCGAUUUGACUACCAGGUUCUCAGCUUCAAGCCGAGAGCUGUACUUUUCCGAAACUUUACGCCCCCUGAGAAGUGUGACGAGAUAGUGAAGCUCGCUGAGAAGCAGCUCGCACCGUCAGGCUUGGCUCUGCGGAAAGGAGAGACGGAUGAGACGACGAAAGAUAUCCGGACAAGCUCCGGGACUUUUCUUGCUGCGCAUCAGGAUGUAACGGGCUCGUUGGACUGGGUUGAGAGGGCGAUCUCAGAGGCGACGAUGAUUCCGAUCGAGCAUGGAGAGGCUUUCAACGUGCUUCGAUACGAAAUAGGACAAAAGUACAACAGUCAUUACGACUACUUUGCCACGGACGAAUACGGGCCGCAGGAUAGUCAACGGAUGGCAUCGUUUCUGCUGUACCUGAGUGACGUGGAGGAGGGCGGGGAGACCAUGUUCCCGUAUGAAAACGGCGAGAACAUGGACGGUGGGUAUGACUUCCAGGCGUGCAUAGGGCUGAAGGUAAAGCCCAGGAAAGGGGACGGGCUGCUAUUCUACUCGUUGACGCCGAACGGCUCGUACGACAAGACGUCUCUUCACGGGAGUUGUCCAGUCGUCCGAGGGCAGAAGUGGGUGGCAACGAAGUGGAUCAGAGAUAAGCCCAUUCGGUAACAGUGGUAGCGGCUGACUUGGUCGCAACAAUGUCAGCUUCGCUCUGCUUGAGCAAAGCAACGGCUGACUGCCCCGAGUUUGAUAGCAACGAAAGAACUGUCCUGGAAGCCAUGUAUAAACAAGAAGCAAAGAAGAGACUUCUAAGGAGGAUAGAUCAUCUAAGUAUGAGUACUAGUAGAAUUUUAAGCGAGUUUGUUGUAUAUUAGCCUGGCACGCAUUCAGUUUGCAAGCCGCUUUCAAAUGCUCGACGGAAUUGCAACAACGGUCAGAUUGCAGCAUCUAGGAUCGAUCAGAAUCAAUCUUUGCAUUAUCAGUGUUCUAAGCGUUGUGAGACUUAAGAUUUGAAUCACUAGAUUGCCGUUCCCGGGCCCAUUGCUUCCCCGGGGUCGGCGGACUCUAUUCUUUCAAUGCAAU